Symbiodinium sp. CCMP2456 is the source of this 159-nucleotide messenger RNA. The record is from the annotation of a GenBank genome assembly. NCBI's taxonomy places the organism in Eukaryota, Dinophyceae, Suessiales, Symbiodiniaceae.
AUGUCGGAGCACGCGAAAAUGCAGAGGGAGACUUCGAGUCCGUCGGUGAAGGACUCUUCGAGGGGCUCUCUGCCAAUGCCUCUUACACGGUGUUCGUGGAAGUCGAGGGUGGAGGUCACAAGCUGCGUUCGCGGGAGAUUUCGAUCCCUCAGCGGGCCA